AUGAGCAACGAGGAGGUAACUUAUACAACUGUGAGAUUUCUUCAGUCUUCCUCAGAAGCACAGAAUAGACUAAGACCUGACACAACUGACAGGCCUAGAAAAGCUGAUGACAAAGGAUUUUCAGUCCCCUGGCAUCUCAUUGCGGCCAUUCUUGGGAUCAUUUGCUUGCUUCUCUUGAUGGCAGUUUUGGGGUUGGUGACAAAGGUUUUUCAGGACAAAAAUGAAAAGGAGAAACUUCUAGAAGACCUCAGGCAAGCGCAUCUUGCACAAAAUGACAGUGCUUUAAAGGAACUGCUGACAAAUACAACUUUAGAGUAUGAUAUUCUUAAAAAUAAAAUGAAUCAGACAAUAAACAGAUGUCAUGAGAAAGAGAAAACCUUUGCAAAACCUUUGCAAAUUACAGGCAAAGCUUGUAAAAAGCACUGGACCUGCUAUGGAGUGAAAUGUUACUAUUUCAUUAUGGACAAUAAAACCUGGGAAAAAUGUAAGCAGACUUGUCAAAGUCACGGAUUGUCCCUUUUGCAGAUAGAUGACAAAGAUGAACAGGACUUCCUCCGACCCCUGCUUCAUCCGUAUCAGUACUGGAUUGGGCUGACUUUCGAUACACGGGAAGGGAGAUGGAAAUGGACGGGGAGCAGCUCGUCUCCUGGAGUGAAUGUUACAAAAAGGACUCUAUUUCCUGGAGAA
Messenger RNA from Octodon degus (degu), 687 nucleotides. Its product is annotated as T-cell surface glycoprotein YE1/48-like. The record is from RefSeq and is a predicted model, not a curated record. The transcript is spliced from 6 exons. The annotation marks the transcript as partial. Lineage: Eukaryota; Metazoa; Chordata; Mammalia; Rodentia; Octodontidae.